CGCGCGGCGGGGCGGGGCUCCCGGAAGCUGCCCAUCCCGCCCGCUUGCCGGCACCUCGGAGCCCGCGCUAGUGGCCUGAGGUCACCGGCGUGUCUAACGCGCUCUCCCCGCCGGCCCGUCACCCCCGCCUCGCGCCCGAUGGUGAGCAGUGUGUUGUGCCGCUGCGUGGCUUCCCCGCCGCCGGACGCCGCCGCCGCCGCCUCGUCGUCCGCCUCAUCGCCGGCGUCCGUUGACCCUUGCGGCGGCGCCGUCUGCGGGGGCCCGGACCACCGGCUGCGCCUUUGGAGCCUUUUCCAGACUCUCGACGUCAACCGCGACGGCGGCCUGUGUGUCAACGACCUGGCCGUGGGACUUGGGCGCCUGGGACUGCACCGCACAGAGGGCGAGCUCCAGAAAAUUGUACAAGCUGGCGACAAAGACCUCGAUGGGCAGCUAGACUUUGAAGAGUUUGUCCAUUAUCUCCAAGAUCAUGAGAAGAAACUGAGGCUGGUAUUCAAGAGCUUGGACAAGAAGAAUGAUGGACGGAUCGACGCGCAGGAGAUCAUGCAGUCCCUGCGGGACCUGGGAGUCAAGAUAUCUGAACAGCAGGCAGAAAAAAUCCUCAAGAGAAUACGAACGGGCCACUUCUGGGGCCCUGUCACCUACAUGGACAAGAAUGGCACAAUGACAAUCGACUGGAACGAGUGGCGAGACUAUCACCUCCUGCAUCCCGUGGAGAACAUCCCUGAGAUCAUCCUGUACUGGAAGCACUCUACGAUCUUUGAUGUGGGUGAGAAUCUGACGGUCCCCGAUGAGUUCACGGUGGAGGAGAGGCAGACGGGGAUGUGGUGGAGACACCUGGUGGCUGGCGGUGGGGCGGGGGCUGUAUCGAGAACCUGCACGGCCCCCCUGGACAGACUCAAGGUGCUCAUGCAGGUCCACGCCUCGCGCAGCAACAACAUGUGCAUCGUGGGUGGCUUCACCCAGAUGAUUCGAGAAGGAGGGGCCAAAUCACUCUGGCGCGGCAAUGGCAUCAACGUCCUCAAAAUUGCCCCCGAGUCGGCCAUCAAGUUCAUGGCCUAUGAACAGAUCAAGCGUCUCGUUGGGAGUGACCAGGAGACUCUGAGGAUUCACGAGAGGCUUGUGGCAGGGUCCUUGGCAGGGGCCAUCGCCCAGAGCAGCAUCUACCCGAUGGAGGUCCUGAAGACCCGGAUGGCCCUGCGCAAAACAGGCCAGUACUCGGGCAUGCUGGACUGCGCCAGGAAGAUCCUGGCCAGAGAGGGCAUGGCCGCCUUCUACAAAGGCUAUGUCCCCAACAUGCUGGGGAUCAUCCCCUACGCUGGGAUAGACCUGGCCGUCUACGAGACACUCAAGAAUGCCUGGCUGCAGCGCUAUGCAGUGAACAGUGCAGACCCCGGCGUGUUUGUGCUCCUGGCCUGUGGCACCAUGUCCAGCACCUGUGGCCAGCUGGCCAGCUACCCACUGGCCCUGGUCAGGACCCGGAUGCAGGCCCAAGCCUCCAUUGAGGGCGCCCCGGAGGUGACCAUGAGCAGCCUCUUCAGACAGAUCCUGCGGACCGAGGGGGCCUUCGGCCUGUACCGGGGGCUGGCCCCCAACUUCAUGAAGGUGAUUCCGGCCGUGAGCAUCAGCUACGUGGUGUACGAGAACCUGAAGAUCACCCUGGGCGUGCAGUCGCGGUGACGGGAGGGAGGCCAGCCUGCCCGCGGACUCGCUGAUCCUGGGCCUGCAGCCCCGGGAUGUGUAGCCAUCUCAUUCUGUGAAUGUGCCAACACUAAGCUGACUUAAGCCAAGCUGUGAAGACCCUGGGACGCACCUGCAGGGGUGGGGGCAGAGCCGGCAGGCCCGCUGGGUCUGUCCUGCUGACCCUGGCUGACCCUCGGAUCCAUUCCAGGGAAGACCUGUGGGUGUUCCUCAGGGUCCAGGGCUCAGCAGGACACAGGCUCGCGUGCGUGGGGACAGGACAUUUCCUGUGCUGCCUGCCGAAUAGCUGGGCUGGGAGGCUGGCUUCGUUCUUCCAUCGCGCCCUCGCAGCCAGACCAUUGGCGUGGGGCGCCUUCGGGCCUGCUGAGCGUCCUCCCCGGGCCCACCUUGCUUCCUUCCUUGCUGCUGUUUUAAAUGGUAGGAGGAGGGCCCGCAGCCCACUCCCCCCGCCACGCUGCUCCUCUCUGCCCAGUCCGUGGGGAAGGGUGGUUCUACCUGACCUAAGCCCGACUUCCCAACCGGCAGCGCAGCCACUGGCAGGGAAGAGGGAGGAGUCUGGCUUCUGAGCUGCCCCGCAGACGGGCACCUGGAUGCCCGUGUGCGUGACGAGGGCAAGGCUGCCUGGCAUCCUGGCGCAUGGCUUCAUGGGUCCUGGGACCCAGAGGGCCUCUGCUCCCUGCUGCUGGGGGGCUCAUGGGGCUCCGAGCGGGCCCCGGCCCCUGGCAGGACUGGCACCAGCUCAGAACUAACUCCCUCUCCCUUCCCGCCGGCAUGAGGGCAGCGGGCAUUGUGUUGAAGCAGGAAGGGCAGUUUCUGCCCUGAGUCUGCACGCCCUGGUGAGAGAAGGAAAAGGUGUUCAAGGCCUUAAUUAUGUAUUGUUGGAAAAAGGGUUUUGUUCAGAAAGACAAGCCGGACAAAUGUACAAGUUCUGCUCUUCCAGGGAGAAGACAAAGAGAGCCAGUGGCUCGGCCGACCGCGUUUAAGUCUGUUUCUGACGCCCCGGGGAUUCGUGUCCAAUCCCAACUGGGGCAAAGUGGGACCAGCCUCACAUUCCACUGACGCAACGUAUCACACUGCUGGGAGC
This is a messenger RNA of Lagenorhynchus albirostris (white-beaked dolphin), 2785 nucleotides long. It is a transcript of the gene SLC25A25, whose product is annotated as solute carrier family 25 member 25. Gene Ontology annotation, molecular function: ATP transmembrane transporter activity; calcium ion binding. Gene Ontology annotation, cellular component: mitochondrial inner membrane. NCBI's taxonomy places the organism in Eukaryota, Metazoa, Chordata, Mammalia, Artiodactyla, Delphinidae. Bases 139 to 1680 code for a protein of 513 amino acids. Gene Ontology annotation, biological process: transmembrane transport. The transcript is spliced from 11 exons. The record is from RefSeq and is a predicted model, not a curated record.